Acomys russatus (golden spiny mouse) is the source of this 1270-nucleotide messenger RNA. RefSeq names its product NIPA like domain containing 3 (gene Nipal3). The record is from RefSeq and is a predicted model, not a curated record. Gene Ontology annotation, molecular function: magnesium ion transmembrane transporter activity. Gene Ontology annotation, biological process: magnesium ion transport. Gene Ontology annotation, cellular component: membrane. The transcript is spliced from 11 exons. The coding region runs from base 1 to 1230 and encodes 409 amino acids. Lineage: Eukaryota; Metazoa; Chordata; Mammalia; Rodentia; Muridae.
AUGGACGGAGCCCACGGCGCGGGCCUGCAGCUGCAGCCGCUCCCACCCACCAGCAGCGCCACCUCCGCGAGCCAGAGCAGCGAGGGCUCCUUCUCCUACAAGGAAAACUUGAUUGGCGCUCUCUUGGCGAUUUUCGGGCACCUCGUGGUCAGCAUCGCCCUUAACCUGCAGAAAUACUGCCACAUCCGCCUGGCAGGCUCCAAGGACCCCCGGGCCUACUUCAAGACCAAAACAUGGUGGUUGGGGCUGCUCCUGCUGCUGCUGGGGGAACUAGGUGUGUUCGCCUCCUACGCCUUUGCCCCGCUUUCGCUCAUCGUGCCCCUCAGCGCCGUCUCUGUGAUAGCAAGCGCCAUCAUCGGAAUCAUAUUCAUCAAAGAAAAGUGGAAACCUAAGGACUUUGUGAGGCGCUAUGUCUUGUCCUUUGUUGGCUGCGGUUUGGCGAUCAUAGGUACCUACUUGCUAGUGACCUUUGCACCUAAUAGUCAUGAGAAAAUGACAGGCGAGAACAUCGCCAGGCAUCUUGUGAGCUGGCCUUUUCUCCUGUACAUGCUGGUGGCGAUUGUCCUGUUCUGCCUGCUCCUCUACUUCUACAAGGAAAAGAACGCCAAUAGCAUCAUCGUGAUCCUCCUCCUGGUGGCCUUGCUCGGGUCCAUGACGGUGGUGACGGUCAAGGCAGUAGCAGGGAUGCUGGUGCUCUCCAUCCAAGGCAACCUGCAGCUGGACUACCCUAUCUUCUACGUGAUGUUCGUGUGCAUGGUGGCCACUGCCAUCUAUCAGGCCACGUUUUUGAGUCAAGCCUCUCAGAUCUAUGACUCCUCCCUGAUCGCCAGUGUUGGUUACAUCCUGUCCACCACGGUGGCCAUCACAGCAGGUGCGAUUUUCUACCUGGACUUCCUCGGGGAGGAAGCUCUGCACGUCUGCAUGUUUGCACUGGGGUGCCUCAUUGCCUUCUUGGGCGUAUUCUUGAUCACCCGAAACAGGAAGAGGGCCAUUCCGUUUGAGCCGUAUAUUUCCAUGGACGCCAUGCCAGGGAUGCAGGACAUGCAUGCAAAGGGGAUGACGGUCCAGCCUGAGCUCAAAGCUUCUUUUUCCUACGGGGCCUUGGAGAACAAGGAUAGCACUUCUGAGAUCUACACCCCGGCCACACUGCCCGUGGAGCAGGAGGAGCACAGCUCCAGGAGCACCCCUGGCCUUCCCUACCGUGUCCUGGAGCACAGCAAGAAGGAAUGAUCUGCCUCCCUUGGGGCUAUAACUGCCCACAGGCCACCCA